Messenger RNA from Penicillium chermesinum, 1863 nucleotides. Its product is annotated as ESCRT-II subunit protein VPS36. The transcript is spliced from 3 exons. The coding region runs from base 1 to 1863 and encodes 620 amino acids. Gene Ontology annotation, cellular component: ESCRT II complex; late endosome membrane. Gene Ontology annotation, biological process: protein transport to vacuole involved in ubiquitin-dependent protein catabolic process via the multivesicular body sorting pathway. NCBI's taxonomy places the organism in Eukaryota, Fungi, Ascomycota, Eurotiomycetes, Eurotiales, Aspergillaceae. The record is from RefSeq and is a predicted model, not a curated record. Gene Ontology annotation, molecular function: phosphatidylinositol-3-phosphate binding; ubiquitin binding.
AUGUUUUUCAAGCCUCUAGAUCUUACCACUGCACUGAGGCCCUUACUGUUACCUGACGAGACCCUUCUCUUUGUCCAGGAUGCGGUCGGGUUGUAUGAAGGGAAAUACAAGAUCCCCAACUACCAGGAUGGCCAAGCCUACUUAACCUCACAUAGAGUGUGUUAUGUUGCUACAGAGGAACCCCGAAAGUACUCAGUUGGGAUAGAACUCAAGGAGAUUGACCGUGCCGAGCACCAGGCAGGUUUUUGGAAGUCGUCACCUAAGAUCACUAUUUUUCCGAAGCCUCAGAAAGGCAAGGUUGAUAAGGCACGAAGUGAGACCGCCAGUCCGGCCGCUUCACAAACAGCCAGUCUUUAUCCAGGCAAAUCGCUUUCUCCUCUCCCACAGGCAACCAGCUCUCCUUCCCCUAAGCCGGUCAAUGUGCCUUGGAUCUGUCCCAUAUGCUCAUUCUCAAACCCUGUUCCGUCCAACUUUGAUGUGGCUGCGCCAGCUGCAUCAACGCAUGUGCCACCGUGUCUAGCGUGCGGCAUCAAACCCCCGUUCGCCACCGUAUUGAAGGCCGCGAUUAGUGCUGCUACAAGUGCAGACUCCUCCUUUCCCAAAUCGAGUCCAUUGCUCGCAGAAGCUCAGGCGCCAAGGCCACACGAUGACCAGCCGGGUACUAGUACCUUGAAUGGGUCUAUAUCAUGCCCUCGGUGUACCUUCGUCAACCACCCAUCUUUGGUGGAAUGUGAGAUGUGCGGGGGUCCACUCAAAGUCGGCGCUCAUUUUGGAGCAAGAAAUCGCGCAGAUUCUCCGGCACCUUUCUACGAGCAAACACACAUAGCAAAUACUGAAAUCAGCGAGUGUAUCAAGUUAUCCUUUCGUGAUGGGGGCGACAAAACAUUUCUAGAACGACUCAAGGGGGCUUUGAUUCAAAGAAAAUGGCUGUUGUUGCAUGCGCCUCCGCCACCACCUCCACAAUCCACAACCCCCACGCCUAAUUCAACAAAUGAGGAGAGCCUACAGCCUGCACCACGAGCAACGGCCGUGGGGAUAGCAGGAUUAGAGCAGCGGGGAUUGGAAACUCGAUUGAAUAACCAGCUUGUCAUUGGGAAUGCUUUUGAAGAUCUCGAAGCACUCAUGGCCUCAGCCAAGCAAAUUGUUGCCUUGGCUGACACCCUAGCUCGAGAGUCGGGCAUGUCCGCCAAUGAUGGCUCUGCGGAGACUCAAGCAGUAUUAUCGGAAUCAGCGGCAGCACUGGGUAUGGUCACUACCAAGGAUAUGCUCCGUUCGGGCUCAGCAAACCUAUACCUCUCCGAAUUGUCGCGGAACCUAGCCGAGUAUCUUACAGAUGACCGCAAAGGGAUUCUACAUCGGGAAGGGGGAAUCAUGAGUCUGAUCGAUCUCUGGGCCGUGUUCAACCGGUCUCGAAAUGGCGUUGAGCUGGUCAGCCCCUCGGACUUCCAACGAGCGGCAGAGCUCUGGGAGAAGCUGAAGUUACCGGUGCGUUUACGCCGAUUUAAGAGCGGGCUCUUAGUGGUUCAGCGCUACGACUGGAGUGACGAUAAAACAGUACGUCAACUACUCGAAUGGAUGGAGGACCUGCGGCAAGUUCCCCCAGAGGAACCAGUCCCAUGGGAUUGGAUGCUUUUCGGUCGGCCAGUCACGGCCCAAGAGGUAGCCCAGCGAUUCCAAUGGAGUGUGGGUGUAGCGACCGAGGAGUUAGAAAUGGCCGAGGACCGCGGGGCUCUGUGCCGAGAAGAAGGUAUCGAGGGGCAGCGCUUCUGGCGAAACCAUUUUCUUACCCCAGAAGAUCAACUAGGAGAGACUCCACGAUCAUACGAGCUACGGCCACCAAUGGUCGAUAGCGUAAGCAAUUAA